Phyllostomus hastatus (greater spear-nosed bat) is the source of this 425-nucleotide messenger RNA. It is a transcript of the gene KRTDAP, whose product is annotated as keratinocyte differentiation associated protein. Gene Ontology annotation, cellular component: extracellular region. The transcript is spliced from 6 exons. The record is from RefSeq and is a predicted model, not a curated record. The coding region runs from base 20 to 319 and encodes 99 amino acids. NCBI's taxonomy places the organism in Eukaryota, Metazoa, Chordata, Mammalia, Chiroptera, Phyllostomidae.
GCACCCCAACCUUGACACCAUGAAGAUCCCAGUUCUUUCUGCUGUGGUUCUUCUCUCUCUUCUGGCACUUCACUCUGCUCAGGGGGCUGCCCUGGGUAGUUCUAAGGAAGAAACCACUAUUGGUAAUUAUGCGAAAGGACCUGAGGCCUUUAACACUCCAUUCCUGAACAUCGACAAGUUACGAUCUGCUUUUAAGAAUGAGGAAUUCCUGAACUGGCAUGCCCUCUUCGAGACUAUCAAACGAAAGCUUCCUUUCCUCAACUGGGAUGCCUUUCCUAAGCUGAAAGGAUUGAGGAGUGCAACUCCUGAUGCCCAGUGACCAUUCCCUUCAAGACCCAGCGCUGCUGAUACCCACUGGAAGAGGGGGCUAAUGUGGGAUCCUACAAUCACUCUUUCCUGGCUUGAUAAUUCCAAUAAAAUAUUCU